Gopherus evgoodei (Goodes thornscrub tortoise) is the source of this 699-nucleotide messenger RNA. Its product is annotated as olfactory receptor 1-like. Gene Ontology annotation, molecular function: G protein-coupled receptor activity. Bases 1 to 699 code for a protein of 232 amino acids. Gene Ontology annotation, cellular component: membrane. Gene Ontology annotation, biological process: G protein-coupled receptor signaling pathway. The transcript has 3 exons. The record is from RefSeq and is a predicted model, not a curated record. Lineage: Eukaryota; Metazoa; Chordata; Testudines; Testudinidae.
AUGACUACACUACGGAGCACAGAGUGGCACAGCUUACAAGUCUCACUCUUCAUCCUCUUCCUAGCCAUGUACCUCCUCUCCUUCACUGGCAACAUCACUAUAAUCAUCACCCUCAGGAUGGACAGCCGCCUCCACACUCCCAUGUACCUCUUCCUGGGGAAUCUGUCUUUCCUGGACAUGGGAUAUACCUCAACCACAGUCCUCAUGCUACUGUCCAUCCUGCUCACAGAGAUGAAAACUAUUCCCUUGGCUGGCUGCUUGCUGCAAUCUUACGUCUUCUUCUUCCUUGGCACGGCUGAAUGCUUCCUCUUUGCAGCGAUGGCCUAUGACAGAUACGUAGCCAUAUGUUACCCUCUCAGGUACUCAACCAUCAUGAGCAAAAGAGUGUGCAUGUUGCUGAUUAUUGGUUCCUGGAUCGUUGGGUGUCUGACACCAUUGGUGGCUGCCUUUUUGGUGAUCAGUUUACCAUUUUGCGGCGCCAAAGUGGUCAACCAUUUCACCUCCCACCUGACUGUAGUCUCUCUGUACUACGGGACUGUGAUUUUCAUGUAUAUGAGCCCAACGGCCCAAUCCUCCUUUAACAUGAACAAAAUUGUAGCUGUUGUGUAUAGUGUAAUCAAUCCCAUAUUGAACCAAAUGAUCUAUAGUCUAAGGAAUCAGGACAUGAAAAUAUUGAGGAAAAUAUUCUUCAAAAGAUGA